Molecule: messenger RNA, 2292 nt
Organism: Brassica napus (rape)
Lineage: Eukaryota; Viridiplantae; Streptophyta; Magnoliopsida; Brassicales; Brassicaceae
Exons: 4
Coding region: 1-2292 (763 amino acids)
Molecular function (GO): zinc ion binding
Source: RefSeq, a predicted model, not a curated record
AUGGAAGUUUUGUGCAUCUGUGGACAAUGGAUCUCAAAAGAAUCUCUCCAGUGGGAGUUUCUUGUUGAUUUGAAGAGGAAUGCAUCAAUCAUUUCCAUAGAAGAAGAUCUACUGUAUGAAGAUUUGAUGAAGAUUGUCUCUGAAGAUUUUAGUGUUAAAGAGGAAGAAAUCAGUUUGAGUUAUGGUUUUUCAUUGGAUAAGAAAUGUAUUAUUGAAAGUUUCCCCCCACUCUCGAUAGGUAAUACUCGUCAGCUCAGAACUUUCAUUUCCAAGACUAGAGCAUUUGAUGGAACCUGUCGUUUGUGUGUUAAGGUUAGUACUGAUCCAGCUAGCUGUAACACUCAAGCUUCUGAUACAUUUGCUUCUACUGUUCCAUUGAAUGCCAAUCCAGCGCUUCUUUCUACUGUGCAGAGUGAAAAACAGAGUUUUCUAUAUGAAGGUGUUUCUACAGUUCCUCUGAAUGAUCUUCCGGAUUUUAGUACUGAUUCAGCUAGCUGUGUUUCUACAGUUCCUCUGAAUGCUCUUCCGGAUUUUAGCCCUGUCCAUAUUGGACUUUCACCAAACACGAGAGUAGCUGGCGAUAUUAAGGUGAAUAGCUAUUUUAAGACAAAGAGAGAGUUGAUGUUGAGGAUGAAGAAAUGGGCUUUAGAGUGGAAGUUUGAGUACAAGACUGUCUCUUCUAACAAGUCAAGAGUGCUUUUGAGUUGUGUUGAUGAAAAUUGCACGUGGAGGAUGCGUGCUAUCAAGCUACCUGUUUCAGAUUUUUUCGUUGUUAAAAAGUAUGUUCAUGAGCAUACAUGCGAUACAACACACAGGAAAGCCAACCACAGACAAGCAUCUGCAAAGUUGUUGGGUUCUUUGAUUUCCAGCAAUUAUGGAGAAAAAAAGGAAGGUCUCAAACCGAAACAGAUCAUUGAACAGGUCAGGAUGCUGCAUGGUGUUCACAUCAAUUACAAACAAGCUUGGAGAGUGAGAGAAGAAGCUCAGAUUUUGGUUAGAGGGACUCCUGAAGACAGCUAUUACAAUUUGUCUAGGUGGUUGUAUAAAAUCACAGAAACAAACCCUGGUUCCUUGACUUAUCAACAUGUUGAUGCUGCAGGAAAGUUCAAGUAUGCAUUUGUGGCUUUUGGUCCAUCGAUAAGGGGAUUCUCAUUGAUGAGGAGAGUUAUUGCAGUAGAUGGUACAUUUCUGAAGGGAAAAUUCAAUGGGACUUUAUUGGCAGCUUGUGCUCAAGAUGGGAAUUAUCAUCUAUAUCCUCUCGCCUUUGCAGUGGUUGACGCAGAAAACGGCGCCUCUUGGAAAUGGUUCUUUAGAGGUUUGAGCCAGAAGAUCCCGGACGCUUCGGAUCUUGUUUUUGUAUCAGACAGGGCUAACUCCAUUUCUUCAGCGUUGGAGGAUGUAUAUCCCUUAUCUCACCAUGGAAUUUGCAGGAUCCAUCUGCUCCGCAACAUCACUCCUACAUAUGCGAAGACUGGGUUGCUACCUCUGGUGGAAAGCGCUGCUGAUGCCUAUACGUGUCACGAGUUCUGGUUAAUCUUCAAGGACAUAAAGGAUAAAUGUCCUGAAUUGGCUAAGUAUCUGGAAGAGUCUGAUUUUAGGAAGUGGGCACGAAGCUAUGCGCCUGCGAACAGGUAUAAUAUCAUGACUACCAACAUUGCAGAGUCUCUCAAUUCUAUGUUGAAGAUGCCUCGUGAGUUGCCCAUUAUCUCUCUCCUUGAAACUAUCAGAUUGACGAUGACCACUUGGUUUUUUGAGCGACGCGAAGCGGCUGCGAAACAUAAGCACCUGGUUACUCCAAAAGUUGUGCAGAAAUUGGUAUCUAGGUUAGGGGCCGCAAUGUUGUUGAAUGUGUAUCAAGUUGAUCGAAGCGAGUUUGAGGUGAAGGAUGAAACAAUGAAGUUUGUUGUUGACUUGGAGAAGCGGCAUUGCACAUGUAAUGUUUUCGACAUUGACAAGAUCCCCUGCAUCCAUGCCAUCGCUGCUGCUAAGCAUAUCAAGAGAGAUGAAAACCGUUUUGUUGAUGCUUCUCACUUGACAGAAACGUGGGCUAAAGCUUAUGCUGAAAGCAUACAUCCUGGUGGAGAGUUGUCAACGUCCACCUAUCCAGAGAAUAUUGAUGAACUGUCUUGCCCACCUCCAGCUACCAAAAAGAAAAGUGGACGCCCUCCUACAAAGAGAAAGAGAUCCGUUGGCGAGUUUGGGGUUCCUGGAUCUAAAUCUCAGUCCCACAAGUGCAGCAGAUGUGGCACAGGAGGGCACAACAAGAUCACAUGCCAGAGGCCUAUAGGAUGA